Molecule: messenger RNA, 418 nt
Organism: Nothoprocta perdicaria
Lineage: Eukaryota; Metazoa; Chordata; Aves; Tinamiformes; Tinamidae
Gene: MRPL4
Product: mitochondrial ribosomal protein L4
Exons: 4
Biological process (GO): translation
Cellular component (GO): ribosome
Molecular function (GO): structural constituent of ribosome
Source: RefSeq, a predicted model, not a curated record
CGCGGCCCCGCCAGCUACUUCUACCUGCCGCCCAUGAAGCUGCGGGCGCUGGCGCUCAGGGUGGCCCUCACCGUGAAGCUCUCGCAGGACGACCUGCGCCUGGUGGAGAGCCUGGAGCUGCCCACGGCGGAGCCGCGGUACCUGCUGGAGCUGGCGCGGCACCGGCGCUGGGGAUCCUCCGUGCUCCUCGUGGACGUGUGCUCCCAGGCGCUUCCAGGUCUCAACGUGUACAGCAUGCUGAAGCACCAGACGCUCGUGCUCACGCUGGACACCGUGGAAUUCCUGGAGGAGAAGCUGCUCUGGCACGACGUGCGCUACGCUCCGCUCUAUCCCUUCUCCAUGCCCUACCGCGACUUCCCRUAGCCCGCGGAGCCGGGAUGCGCUCCGGGCGCCGCGCUCCCGACGGGAUAAUAAAGCA